Molecule: messenger RNA, 1236 nt
Organism: Metarhizium brunneum ARSEF 3297
Lineage: Eukaryota; Fungi; Ascomycota; Sordariomycetes; Hypocreales; Clavicipitaceae
Source: RefSeq, a predicted model, not a curated record
AUGAAGCUUUCGAUUAGACUUGUCACCUUACUGGCCGGAGUGGCCGCGGGCAGUCCCGCCAAGGCGGACAAGCGGCAGGCGAAAGAGGGCGCCGACAAUCUCAAAGCCUACUGCGCCGAAGGUGGAUAUGAAGCUGGCACUGUCACCGAAAAACAAGACGGCUACGAAAGGUUUACGGGAACAUGUGUCAAGAAAGAUGGCUCCAACGCAGAGAAAUUUUCUGUGCAACUUGGUGUACAGUUUUGCGAGAAGCUAAGCCGAAGAUUCCGAGGAUCCGGAGGUCCUCAUAAUCAGGGUGACUACGUGGUUAUUUGUGGGCCGAAGGAGGACAUCAAAAAGCCAGACGAGAGCAAUGGUCGGGUUCUUCUGAAUCAAAUCAUAGCUGAUUCACAAGGCGACCCCGAGAAGAUCAAAAUCUUUCUUGAGGGGCUGUCGAGAGAUGCACCGGGGACACUCACCAGCCUACACAAUGCCCUUAAAGCCCCUGCUUCGUCCACCCCGGGCGGCCUUGGUGGAGGGACGGGAGCUGGAAUAGGGCUUCUGACAGCAAUCUAUGAUUUUAUCACGGUCAAUGCUGCAGAAGGUGGACUAAUUGGCCCCGAAACCAAGGCUGGUCAAUGGCUACGAACCAACCCGAUUUGGGGGAGGUCGGGAACGCAGCCAUCUCCCUUCGGCUUUGACGCGUGUUGUGCUACAGUUGAGCUGCCUCCCACGCAGCUCUGCGUGCCAUUCAAGGAUGAGAGCCAUUGGUAUUGGCGUGAGGACGUAAAGAGAUGCAAGAGCUGGCACGACCGCCAAAAAUGCGACCCAGCCUAUGCCUAUGAUGAGGCUACACCGGCUGGAAAAGAACUAGCCCGAGCCUGUCGAGAGGCAGGAACGAAAGACGCGGCUAGCUGUGUCCGUCCCAGGUUGGCUUGCGAGAGCUUCGACGACAAGGCGGGAAAAUUCAAGUUUGAGUACUGCAUGGACGACAACAAUUCCUCCAGGGAGGUUUGUAAGGCAAACGGCUGGGUUGUGGGCUCGGGCCGGGACAAGACCCCGGAAGAGAUCGAAGCCUACAAGGAAGAGCAGAAGAAACAAGAGGAGGCCAAUUGCGUUAGCCCCCGCUGGGUUUGCAGUAAUAUUAAGGGACAAUUUGUGACUUGCAUCGACGGCAGCGAGCAAUCUCAGACGGAAUGCAAGAGUAACGGGUGGUUCCCAGAGCCCGCGCCGAAGCGCAGCGACAAGCAGGCCUAG